AUGGCAGGUCCCCGUGGCACACUGGCUCGGGCGCAGUGCUGGAGGGAGAGUUGCCGGAAGGGGGCCGGUCAAACUCUACGGUGUGGUAUGCGCAGACCGGGCGCGACGGCGCUGGAAGUGGCAGUCGACCGCCGGCGGUGGUCAGAGGAAGCCUUUAAACUGACAGGGAUCGCGCGGGAGGAAGCUCGUCCCGACGACGGCGUGGCGCAUGGGAUGCUGUGGCGGGACGGUGGGGGUGAUGGCGUCGAGCGGUGGCGAAGGCGGUGGCUGCACAUGGCUGCCCGCGAACAUCGAGGCUGCCGAGAGACGCCGCGGACCCACAGUCACCCCUACGUCGUGAAUCCUGGCCACAUGCUCUUCCUAUCCGUUCUUCCCAGCAAAUCGACUGUCUUCCAAGCUCAUCCCCGUCUGCCCACGCCUUCUUGUCUUCCUGCCGACGACAUCGUCUUGCGUUGCACUGCGACUCAUUCUAUUAUUGUUUAUACGCCAGGGCCCUCUGUCAAUGUCCACAGCUGCCGCUGUCACCGUCUCCAGGCAUCUUCAUUGUUCGAUGCCAGGCGCGAGCACGAUCCUCCCAAGACGUCCCGUAUCCCCGGUGAAACCCUAGAUGCAGCAAACGACCGUGUAGACGCGCAGACUUUCCAACGCCCCCAAAUCUAA
Molecule: messenger RNA, 660 nt
Organism: Postia placenta MAD-698-R-SB12
Lineage: Eukaryota; Fungi; Basidiomycota; Agaricomycetes; Polyporales; Adustoporiaceae
Exons: 2
Coding region: 1-660 (219 amino acids)
Source: RefSeq, a predicted model, not a curated record